Exaiptasia diaphana is the source of this 531-nucleotide messenger RNA. RefSeq names its product chymotrypsin-C-like. Gene Ontology annotation, molecular function: serine-type endopeptidase activity. The record is from RefSeq and is a predicted model, not a curated record. The transcript is spliced from 3 exons. NCBI's taxonomy places the organism in Eukaryota, Metazoa, Cnidaria, Anthozoa, Actiniaria, Aiptasiidae. Gene Ontology annotation, biological process: proteolysis. The coding region runs from base 129 to 500 and encodes 123 amino acids.
CAAAGCAUUGGUAUGCUACUGACCAACCUCGUCAAGCAGUUGUAUUACAACAAGCUCUCCUACCAACAGUAAAUCACAAAGAGUGUGAUAAGAAAAAUAGCCACGUGUUUACAGUCGAAAAGAAAGCAAUGCUCUGUGCUGGUGAUGGUGGAAAGACCAACAAGAGUUUUUGCUAUGGAGAUAGCGGUGGUCCGUUCAACUGCAAAGAGGGUGGAGUGUUUGUAUUGAGAGGUAUUGUUAGCUGGGUCGGUGAUCGCAGCUGCAAGACGGGAUCCGCGUACAACGUACUUGCUCGUACUAGUUCCUAUGUCGAUUGGAUAAACAAGGAACUUUCUUCACCUCCUCCGGCGUUCCCAAAAUGUAAAGACAAUCUUUUUUUUUUCAGGCAUUGGAAUAGCAAGAACCUAUGUCAUCAUUUUUAUUAUAAAAAGGCAUUGGAGCAGUUUUGCCCAAUCACGUGUCAGAAACAAGGUUGUCCUGCUUUAGAUACAUCGUUAUAGAUACAGCUACCUAUCUUAAAAUAAAGUUCUU